Malania oleifera is the source of this 1298-nucleotide messenger RNA. Its product is annotated as enoyl-CoA hydratase 2, peroxisomal. The coding region runs from base 160 to 1080 and encodes 306 amino acids. The transcript is spliced from 12 exons. The record is from RefSeq and is a predicted model, not a curated record. NCBI's taxonomy places the organism in Eukaryota, Viridiplantae, Streptophyta, Magnoliopsida, Santalales, Ximeniaceae. Gene Ontology annotation, cellular component: peroxisome.
ACCACCGUGCUCGUUCCCUCAAUAAGUAUUAAAUUGUCCACUCUAAUGGCCUUCUUCUCCGGAGUGCAUACUCAUCAGACAAAACUCAGCGCGGAACAUUCUUUUCUUGGGAAAAAAAUUCAGGUCUGCAGGCGAGUCAUUCAAUCUUGAGGAGCUUUCAUGGCGGACAGUUCGGAGUUCGAUCCCGAGUUGCUUCUUACUCAUAAAUUCCCAGAGAGCACAUACAACUAUGAUGAAAGAGAUGCAGCACUUUAUGCUCUGGGUAUUGGAGUGUGUGCGAGGGAUGCUUUGGAUGACAAUGAGCUCAAAUAUGUUUACCAUGAGAAUGGACAGCAAUUCAUUCAGGUUUUGCCAACUUUUGCCACUCUAUUUCCUUCUGGAUUUAUAGCAGACAUUUCGCAGCUGCCAGGCCUAUCAUAUGAUCGUCUAUUGCAUGGGCAACAAUAUGUAGAACUCUACAAGCCGUUUCCUUCAAGUGGUUGCUUGCAAAAUAAAGCAAGUAUCGUGGGAUUGCAUGAUAAAGGCAAAGCAUCUAUUGUUGAAGUUGAAGUUGCCAGUUAUGAGAAAGAUUCUGGUGAACUGUUAUGCAAAAAUCGGAUGACACUCUAUUUUGGAGGUAUCGGUGGCUUCUCAAAAUCAUCUAGGCCCUUUUCCUACUCGAAGUAUCCAAUCGACCACAUUUCAACAGAUAAAAUUCCACAGGAUCAACCUUUUGCAGUAUAUGAGGAUCAGGUCCAACCAUCACAGGCACUGUUGUAUAGGCUAUCUGGUGACUACAAUCCUUUGCAUGUAGAUCCCAAUUUUGCAAAAAAUGCUGGAUUCCCUCGCCCUAUAGUGCAUGGACUUUGCACCUUUGGGUUUGCAGUUAGGGCAAUCAUCAGAUGUAUCUGCAGAGGGGACCCAAACAUGGUCAGAAGCAUAUCAGGCAGAUUCCUUUUGCAUGUCUUUCUUGGAGAAACUCUUAUCACUGAAAUGUGGCUAGAGGGUUCAAGAGUGAUAUAUCAGUCAAAGGUGAAAGAAAGAAACAAGGCAGUUCUUUGCGGCUAUGUAGAUCUCAAUCAUUUAGCUUCGUCGCUGUGAGUUAGAUUGAUGCAGAUGUCAGAAAAGAUGUUUUUGUGAACUGUGAUUGUUUUUUUAUUUCUGAUUUAAAGAAUUAUCUUGACCAACUUAUAUCUUUUUCCCCUGCUGGAUCUUGGACUAGGUUGGGUGAUGAGUGCUGUAGUUAAUGAACCUUGCUUUAUAACAUGAAACUUAGUAGGAAGAGAAGGAAAGAGAGGAAGGGCAGUGUUUAAAAAUAA